UCGGCGCCGUGUUGAUGAAGGGCGAGGUAGCUGCGACAGCGAAGAGCAGCUCCAACUGUGUCGCAGUCGACGAUUUCUUCUUUUGAUUACUCACUCGCUUCUAAAGAUGGUUCGGCCGCAUUUUGGACCGCCCCGUUUAAAGCCCAGACCCUACGAAGAUGGUCACGGCAUUCGACCCAACGAAGGGAAUUACAACCCCCACUCCAAAAGCCGAAGAGAUGUCCAGGACAAGACGCCUUUUCACUGGAGAGAUUCCAGGGGCAGAGGACGACCCCCGGUCGUCAAAAGAGUCCCCCUGAUGGGAGAGCAAAGGGAGCCACGCUUCAAUCACUGGAGGUCCCAAAAUCAGGAUUCCUUUCAAUCGUACCCGCCCAAAAUGGAACCACACCACAGCCAGAGGAGGCAUUCUCCAUCCAGGCAGAAUCGCUCAUCCUCUCGCAGUCCUGCACGAGGAUCCCAGAAUCAAAGGGGCCCGCCUUUCCACGGUCACCCCUCAGGUCACAGGUCACCCUCGCCGAGACAUUUUCGCAACCACCCGGCUGAUAGGAGGCCGGGCUCUGCGCCCCCGUUCCAGGGGUCUUUCAGGGGCAAAAGGCAGUCAGGUUUUCAGGAGCAGCGGGGUCGAGACCCUCGUGGGUAUUACAACCCCAGAGAAAGGCCCUUUGAGCACUCGGGUCAUGGCAUGAAGCGCUGGAACGAGGCCGGAGCCUUCUCUCAUCCGCACAAUGGAGAACACGGGCCCUCUGGUUCACAGAGGAACCCCAGAGAGAUGCAUGGGAGAGGCUCAUGUCCAGAGAGGUGGUCAUCUGAGCAAGACUCCAGGCGACAGCGUGGUCCGGUGGAGAGGCAGGGCAGCAGAUCCCACAGUAGGGAGAGGGCACAGGAUGGCCCUCACCUGCCCCCGUUCAGAGCCCCCUCGUGGAAAGGGGGCCCAUCGCCAUCCUCCUCCUUCCACAGGAACCCUCAGGAGAGGCCAGAGACAGGACCCCGCAAGAGGAGGAUAUCGGACAUCAGCAUGCCCUCAUCGGACCCUGCACUGGAGCACGGCAAUCAAAAACAACCCAGGAGGGAGAGGCCUCAGCUGCUCAGUAUUCCCAGGCCGCUGGGCGGUAAACCUUUGUCUCUUAGGGAUCGAAGUUUCCUGGUCAAGAACAAACAAGUCCGAGCGGAGCCUCUCGUUGGGAUCGCAGUGCCGACGUCUGUGAGACCCAGGCCUCGCCUGGACGCUCCGGCCUCGCAGGAAAACAACAGCUCCGUUAUGGCCAUCAGAAAGAAACGUUUCCAAUCGACUCCAGUUCCCCUGAAAAAGCCGGAGCCGAGGAAAGUCAAACCACAGCAGACACCCCCCAGAGAGGAAAGCAAUACCAGCAAGUCCUCAAGAGACUCUGAUACAGGCAAAGAACAGGUGGAGUCUCGCCGGUCCGCGAACACGCACAGGUUGUCUUCUCCCAUAGAGAAACGUGACCUCGUUGUUUUGUCCCACUGGCCGCCCGGGCCGAGCCCGACGAAGGGCCGCAGCCCGAAGAACGAUCAAGACGCACCGAACAGCCGACUCUCGAAGGCGGAUGACUCCAGGUCGUGGCCUGAAGACCGAAGACAGAGUUUCAUGGACCAGAGGGUGUUCAGGCCAUUUAAUAAUAUGAUGCAGGACAGCUACAGACCCGGGAGGCCCUUCAGGAGACCGGGACAGGGACCCAUGCAGAGACCUCGGUUCCCUGGUGGUCCGAGGAAGAUGGGCCCCGAAAUGUCCGGAAAUAUUAGAAGACCGCUCAUGGAGAGCUUAGUGACGCGUCCCUUCCAAGACCAGAGGCCGGUGUUCAGAAAAAGUUACAACAUCAUGUCCAAAUACCGCAGCAUGCGUCAGCAGCGGGCGCCGUACAAUGACCGGGGGCCCAACCAGCGCUGGUGACGACCUCUGGGACGACCUCUGACAUGAUUACUGGAGGAAGCUCUGAAGCUCAUCGAUGUCUCACUACCCCCCCCCCCUCGCCCCCCUCCUCCUAUACUGUGGAAGUAUUGUCGCUUAAAUUUUUUCUCUGAUGCAAUUGUUUAAAUUGCAUCUUUCGAGGUACCGCUGUAUUUUAGUUUUGGGCUAUUUGUAACGUUUGCCAUCGCGUGUGUAUUGUUCGGCCUUCUUUCUUCUUGUGUAUAAUUAUUUAGGAGUGCCGCCUGCGAUCAUGGCCGGCUUCUCUUUACUGAGUUAGUUUGUAGCUCGCUCUUUUGUUUACCAGCUGGGAUGGAUUUGAGGUUUUGAAGUACCCAGAAGAAACGUUUCCUGUAAAGAAUAAUCACGUGUCGUGUCGUGAUGAGACUCAGCGGCUCGUCCAAUUACACUACAACUUGUACAACUUGUAUAAUCACAUGUUCAGUUUAUUGUUUGAACUGAAAAUAAACCAAAUUUAACAUG
Messenger RNA from Pseudoliparis swirei, 2407 nucleotides. RefSeq lists its product as uncharacterized. The coding region runs from base 107 to 1909 and encodes 600 amino acids. The transcript has 10 exons. The record is from RefSeq and is a predicted model, not a curated record. NCBI's taxonomy places the organism in Eukaryota, Metazoa, Chordata, Actinopteri, Perciformes, Liparidae.